GCAGCAAAACAGACCUCGCUAUGCUGGGGAACCAUUGAAUCUUCCGUGGCAAGAGCUAUCAUAGAGCAGGGCGUACAGGCAGGGUGAAGGCCAGGGAGGUGUUGCAUCUCUACUCCUCUAAGGUGCACCGUGCUGUGAGUGACUUCCCUGUUCCUGAGACCAUGAAGGUUCCACUCACGCAUGUUGUUCUUCAGUGCAAGGGACACGACAACAGCUGGAGAGGGGAAGAUACACCGGGAGAACGUAAGAAUGGAGACCAGCGCCGUCGUGCCAUGGCGUGCCAUGGCGUGAGCGGAGCUGUCAUCACCACAGGGUCUCACCGCCAGCAAAACCACCAACACCAACACCACAGUCCUCCCACCCUCAUCCCACACACCUGUACCACCUUCAGACUUCGAUCUAUACACCUUGGAAUUCACUACGGCGAGGGUUACUCGCUAAACACCAUUAACAAUCACCGCCGCCGCCGCCGCCGCCGCCGCCGCCGCCGCCACCACCACCACCACCACCACCACCACUCCAUGAACUUAUUUUCGAUUUGACACUCCCUACUGAGAAGGAUCUGCGGGCGUGUGUUGCUGAGGAGGAGAAAGAAAACAGGAACAAAAGUCUAAGUAGGAAGAGGAGCCGAAGACAAAGAGGAGGAGGAAGAGAAAGGAACACGAAUAUCAUAAGAACAGGUGUAUAAAAAACGAAGAAGAGGAGUAGUCUGAAAACGAAAAAAAAAAAAAGAGGUGAACAAAACUAAAAGAAAGAGGAGUAGAAAAACGAAGAAGGAUCAGGAAGGGAAGACUGAACAACAGGAAG
Molecule: messenger RNA, 807 nt
Organism: Portunus trituberculatus (swimming crab)
Lineage: Eukaryota; Metazoa; Arthropoda; Malacostraca; Decapoda; Portunidae
Exons: 4
Coding region: 162-542 (126 amino acids)
Source: RefSeq, a predicted model, not a curated record